Anopheles marshallii is the source of this 2061-nucleotide messenger RNA. RefSeq lists its product as uncharacterized. Lineage: Eukaryota; Metazoa; Arthropoda; Insecta; Diptera; Culicidae. Gene Ontology annotation, molecular function: protein binding; serine-type endopeptidase inhibitor activity. The record is from RefSeq and is a predicted model, not a curated record. The coding region runs from base 1 to 2061 and encodes 686 amino acids. The transcript has 4 exons.
AUGCGAUCCUUGUGGGUGUUUCUGCUGGUGGCAGCGCCACUGGUACUGGCAGAAGAUAAGCUAAAGAAACCGACCCCAGUAGUAGCACCGUCGAUGGUAUCAUCAUCUAAGAUCGCCGACAGUGUUGCUAGCCCCAGCGUGACCGAGUACAAAAAGACCCUUAUCCGGAAGCCGAAGCGAUCGAACGGUGAAAUUCCACUGCUGAUCAUUCGACCGGUGGAAAAGCGGCGCAAGAUCUACUUUAAGGAACCGACGGUGAAAAUCGCAUCCGGAGGUGUUGCCACGUAUGGAACCUAUCCUGAGCUACAUACGAGCGACGGUGAGAUGUUUACGCUCGAGCACAUGCUGCCCAUCCUGAGCCUGGAGGGUAUGCUGAAGGGGUUCGCCAAGCACGGACCCAAUCACUUCGUGCCGUCACCACAGUUCAAGCCAUCCGACAUCCAUCACCUGGUGGCACCGCAGAAGACGAAGGAGGAGUACCACCAUCAGCUGGCACCGCUGAAACCGAGCCAGCUGCUAUCCAUCUCGCACAAACCGGCAGAGGCCGUGCCCGCACAGACGCUUCCAUCGCCACCACCACCGAACUACGUACCGGCCGUAAAUUCUGAAGAUCAACUACUGAAACUUGGUCAACCACAGCCUUCCUUUUCAUCCCUGGUACAGGAAAAGCCGGCGUUCGUCAAGCCAGAGCAGCUGCCCGCGAGCUUCAACUUCAAGGUGCAGGAAGAGGUCGGCCACUACAAGGUGAACGCGAUCCCGCUGUCGAAGCCAUCCGAGGUCCACCAUUCGGCACCGCACCAUCACUAUCCAACGUCGGGGGGCGCCACUAGCUAUGUCGGAAGCCAAGGAAAGCACCAGUCCCAGCCGCUCUACAUCCACGCUGCUCCAUCGCCGUCGAGUGAACACUCCACCAGCAAAUGGCAGGAAAUCCCCAAGAAGCCGCAGGUAUCCGUGUCGACGAACUUCUACCACCCGAAAACGAUCGUGGCCGAACAGGAACAGCCUCAGCAUACGAAAUCCUACGCUCAGGCGCAACAAGCCGUCGCCCCGCAGCAACCUACCGUCCAGACACACUUGAGCUAUUACUUCCCGAAGGAAGAGGCCGCACCGCAACCGGCAGCACACCACCAGCACGGCCAUCAGUCGGCCACGUCCUACAGCAAUGUUCAGGCAAGCGGAAGUGGGCAGACCGGCGAGCACCUCGCGGACACUCCGUCCGAGAAGCCCAUCCAUAAGACGUACAGCUCUCACAUCAAGCAGAAGUACCAGAAGCAACACCACCAGCAGCCACACGUUUUCAUCCAGAAGUACUUCGAGUUCCCGUCCAAGAGCGGUGCGCACCAGAAGAAUGUUGUCAGCGAAUUCCACGGUUCGCACGGCAAUGACACCUCGGACCAUCAGCACCUUCCGGAACCGCAGGCGUAUGCUGCCCCGCAGUAUUUGCCAUUGCCCCAACCACAAGCCCUGCACCAACCGCAGCAUGCCCCGGCUCUCACAGGACCGGGCGCGCAAACGUUACACCUGCAGCUGCACCAUCCCGCCCAUCACCCGGUGCAUCACCCGAUGCAUCAUGGAGGUCCUGCCCAAAGCUACUGGAAGUUUGGACGCCGCACGCAGGAUGCCGCGGUCAAACCGGUGGUGGAGCACACCAACGAACCAGAUCACCAUGACAGUCAACAUGCCGCUUCCGGAUCGGUGUUGCGUCAGGUAAAGCACACAACGGUGUCCAUAAGCAGCUCAAGUACCGAGACACCGGCCGCUACCAUCGGUAAGGACGCCAAAGAUGGACAGUCGGCACAGGAUCGUAUUGAUCAAGGAUCGCAAUCGACCAAUGGAACGGCCAGUACCAGCGCACCGACACGGACACCAAAACAAAUCCAACAUGGUUGUGAACGACGCUGCAUCCGCAAUACCGUCGCACAGGCCUACGAACCCGUGUGUGGAACUGAUGGUGUGACCUACUCGAACCGGGGCAAACUACGCUGUGCCCGAACUUGUGGUAACGAUGAUCUCGAGAUUCGAUCGUACGGCGAAUGUUCCACGAACGCGCGGAACGCAUAG